Molecule: messenger RNA, 13842 nt
Organism: Loxodonta africana (African savanna elephant)
Lineage: Eukaryota; Metazoa; Chordata; Mammalia; Proboscidea; Elephantidae
Gene: DNAH5
Product: dynein axonemal heavy chain 5
Exons: 79
Coding region: 1-13842 (4613 amino acids)
Biological process (GO): microtubule-based movement
Cellular component (GO): axonemal dynein complex
Molecular function (GO): ATP hydrolysis activity; dynein light intermediate chain binding; minus-end-directed microtubule motor activity
Source: RefSeq, a predicted model, not a curated record
AUGAUACAUCGACAAAAACUGAAGGAAGAGAAGGAAGCCAAGCGGGCUCAUUUGGACGGCAGGCACAACUACUUAUUUUCAAUUGUAGCUUCUUGUGUGGACCUGAACAAAGCGGAAGUGGAAGAUGCCAUUCUUGAGGGGAAUCAGAUUGAAAGAAUCGAUCAACUCUUCGUGGCUGGAGGUCUCCGUCACCUCGUGUUUUACUAUCAGGAUGUGGAGGUUGCAGAAACAGGACAACUCACCCCUUCAGGAGGGGUAAAUCUUGCUUCUGGAAAGAUUACGAAACCCAAGGUGUUCGUGACCGAGGGAAAAGAUGUUGCUCUUACUGGGGUAUGUGUGUUCUUCAUCAGGACUGACCCUUCCAAAGCCAUCACUCCUGAGAACAUCCAUCGGGAAGUGUGCUUUAACAUGCUAGACACUGCUGACGGGGGCCUCCUAAACAGCAUGAGACGCUUGCUCUCAGACAUCUUCAUUCCUGCUCUCAAAGCCACGGACCAUGGCUGGGGUGAGCAUGAUGGUCUUCAGGAAGCGUCCAGCAUCCGCCAGGACUUCCUGUGCUCUCUGGAAGGCUUUGUGGGUGUCCUGUCGAGUGCUCAAGAGAGUCUGAAAGAGAAGGUGAACCUUCAAAAGUGUGACGCAUUUGAACUGAAAACCCUGCGGGAACCUAUGGACUACUUGGCGAUAGCUAAUAAUCCUGAGAUUUUGGAAAAAAUAGAGGGUUGUAUGAAAGUAUGGAUCAAACAGACAGAACAGGUCCUUGCUGAAAACAAUCAGCUACGAAAGGAAGCGGAUGACCUCGGGCCCCGAGCAGAGCUGGAGCACUGGAAGAAAAGGCUGUCCAAAUUUAACUACCUUUUGGACCAGUUGAAAAGGCCAGAUGUGAAGGCGGCGCUGGCUGUGCUUGCUGCUGCCAGGUCGAAACUCCUGAAGACUUGGCGGGAGAUGGAUAUUCGGAUCACUGAUGCAGCUAAUGAAGCGAAGGACAAUGUCAAAUAUUUGUACACACUGGAAAAAUGUUGUGAUCCCCUGUACAGCAGCGAUCCUAUAUCCAUGAUUGAUGCUAUUCCUACACUUAUAAAUGCAAUCAAAAUGAUCUAUAGUAUCUCUCAUUAUUAUAACACUUCUGAGAAGAUAACAUCUCUGUUUGUAAAGGUGACAAAUCAGAUGAUAUCUGCGUGUAAAGCCUAUAUUAGCAACAAUGGAACUGCUUCCAUCUGGAACCAGCCGCAGGAUGUUGUUGUGGAAAAAAUAUUAUCUACAAUUAAACUUAAGCAGGAAUACCAGCACUGCUUUCACAAGACAAAGCAAAAGCUCAAACAAAUUCCAAAUGAAAAACAAUUUGAAUUUAGUGAGAUGUACAUUUUUGGAAAAUUCGAAACUUUCCAUCGACGCCUUGCCAAGAUAUUAGACAUCUUUACAACCUUCAAGACGUAUUCGGUCCUACGGGAUUCUAAAAUCGAAGGGCUGGAAAACCUGAUAGCUAUGUUCCAGGGCAUUGUUGUGACUAUAAAGAAAAAAGAAUAUAAUUUCUUAGACCAGCGGAAAAUGGAAUUUGACCAAGAUUAUGAAGAGUUUUGCAAGCAGACUAAUGACCUUCACAAUGAGUUGCAGAAGUUCAUGGAUGUAACAUUUGAAAAGAUUCAAAACACAAAUCAAGCUCUAAGUAUGUUAAAGAAAUUUGAAAGAUUGAAUAUACCUAAUCUCGGUAUUGAUGACAAAUACCGGCUUAUCCUUGAGAACUAUGGAGCUGACAUUGACAUGAUUUCAAAGCUAUAUACAAAGCACAAAUACGAUCCUCCUUUGGGUCGAGACCAGCCUCCUAUCGCUGGGAAGAUUUUGUGGGCCCGUCAGCUCUUCCACAGAAUUCAGCAACCAAUGCAGCUUUUCCAGCAGCACCCGACCGUGCUACAAACGGCUGAGGCCAAACCUAUCAUUCGCAGUUACAACAGGAUAGCCAAGGUCCUCCUGGAGUUUGAGGUCCUCUACCAUAGGGCAUGGCUUCAACAAAUUGAAGAAAUUCACGUAGGACUUGAGGCUUCUUUAUUGGUGAAGGCACCAGGCACAGGGGAAUUGUUCGUAAACUUUGACCCUCAGAUAUUAACUUUAUUUAGAGAAACAGAGUGUAUGUCACAGAUGGGCCUGGAAGUCUCUCCAUUUGCUGCUGCCCUCUUCCAGAAACGGGACAUAUACAAAAAGAACUUCAGUAACAUGAAGAUGAUGCUGGCUGAAUAUCAGAGAGUAAAGUCAAAAAUGCCUCCCACCAUUGAGCAACUGAUGGCCCCUCAUUUAGCUAAAGUGGAUGAAACUCUCCAAUCUGGCUUGGCCGCACUGAACUGGACAUCACUGAAUAUUGAGGCAUAUUUAGAAAGCACGUUUGAAAAGAUCAAGGAACUGGAGUUGCUGCUGAACAGGGUCAAUGACUUGAUUGAGUUCCGUAUCGACGCCAUUCUAGAAGAAAUGAGUAGCACACCUCUCUGCCAACUCCCCCAGGAGGAGCCACUUACCUGUGAAGAGUUUCUCCAGAUGACAAAGGACCUUUGUGUAAAUGGUGCCCAGAUACUACAUUUUAAAAGCUCAUUAGUGGAGGAAGCAGUCAAUGAACUAAUAAAUAUGUUGCUGGAUGUGGAAGUUCCAUCUAAAGAAGAAAGUGAAAAAGGAUCCAAAGAGAAUAGGGUUGAUUUGCAAAGUGACAGUUCAGGUAAGAGAUGUGAAGGAAAAUCUGACACCUUGACAUCUUCCCUGAAUGCCAGUGAAACUGGGGCUGGCCUUCUGCCCUUCAUGAUGAUCAAGAAAAAGAAGAAAGAGACUGUUAUGUUAGAGGAAGAAGCCUGCGAAUUGCUUUCUCACUUCAACCAUCAAAAUGCCGAUGCUCUGCUGAAAGUUACCAGGAACACACUAGAGGCCAUUCGCAAGCGCAUUCAUGCCUCCCACACAGUUCACUUCCGGGACAGAAACAACAUAUCCAAGAUGAAACCGAACAGUCUGCCCAUUUUCCAGGCGGGCAUCACGCUGGCCAUUCCCCACAUCGCCAUGACCCCUGCCCUGGAGGACAUACAGCAGACCCUGAACAAAGCUGUGGAGUGCAUAGUCAGCGUCCCCAAAGGGGUUCGACAGUGGAGCAGUGAGCUGUUGUCCACGAAAAAGAUGCGUGAAAGAAAAAUGGCUGCUUUGAGGAAUAAUGAAGACAGUGAUUCUGACAACGACAUGGGAGAAAAUGAACUUCAAGAUACCCUUGAAAUAGCAUCUGUACAUUUACCUAUUUCAGUGCAACCCAAGAAUUAUUAUAAGAAUGUUGCUGACAACAAGGAGAUUGUAAAAUUAGUCUCUGUGCUUAGCACAAUCAUCAACUCCACAAAGAAGGAAGUUAUUACCUCUUUGGAUUGUUUCAAAUGCUACAAUCACAUUUGGCAAAAAGAGAAAGAAGAAACCGUUAUGACGUUUAUUGUGAAAAACCCCUUACUUUCUGAAUUUGAAUCUCAGAUUCUCUAUUUCCAAAACUUAGAGCAGGAGAUUAAUGCUGAGCCAGAGCACAUCUGUGUGGGCUGCAUUGCGCUGUACACAGCGGACUUGAAGUUAGCCUUGACUGCUGAGACAAAGGCCUGGAUGACUGUCAUAGGCCGCCACUGCAACAAAAAAUACAGAAGUGAGAUGGAGAACAUUUUUACACUUGUGGAAGAAUUCAAUAAGAAACUGAAUCGUCAAAUUAAAGACCUGGACGAUAUUCGGAUCGCUAUGGCAGCACUGAAAGAAAUCAGGGAGCAGCAGAUCGCCAUCGACUUUCAAGUGGGACCCAUUGAGGAAUCCUAUGCCUUGCUUAACAAAUAUGGACUUCUGAUAGCAAAAGAAGAGAUGGACAAAGUUGACACUCUGCGCUACGCGUGGCAGAAGCUUCUGGCGCGUGCCAGCGACGUGCAGAAGGAGUUAGUCUCUCUGCAGCCCAGCUUCAGGAAGGAGCUCGUCAGUACCGUGGAGGUCUUCCUUCAAGACUGCCACCAGUUCUAUCUGGAUUAUGAUUUGAAUGGUCCAAUGGCUAUUGGCUUGAAACCACAGGAAGCCAGUGAUAGGCUUAUAAUGUUUCAGAAUCAAUUUGAUAAUAUCUAUCGGAAAUACAUCACCUAUACUGGGGGAGAAGAACUUUUUGGUCUGCCAGUCACGCAAUAUCCUCAGCUUCUCGAAAUAAAGAAGCAACUGAAUCUGCUACAGAAAAUAUACACUCUGUACAACACUGUCAUAGAAACUGUAAACAGUUAUCAUGAUAUUCUUUGGUCGGAAGUGAAUAUUGAAAAAAUCAACAAUGAACUCUUAGAAUUCCAGAACAGGUGUCGCAAACUGCCCAGGGCCUUAAAGGACUGGCAGGCUUUUCUGGACCUGAAGAAAACCAUUGACGAUUUCAGUGAGUGCUGCCCCCUGUUGGAGCACAUGGCCAAUAAGGCCAUGAUGGCAAGGCACUGGGAACGAAUAACAGCUCUCACUGGGCACCAUCUGGAUGUGGGGAAUGAAACCUUCAAGUUAAGAAAUAUUAUGGAGGCACCUCUUCUGAAAUACAAAGAGGAAAUUGAGGACAUCUGUAUCAGUGCAGUGAAGGAGAGAGACAUUGAGCAAAAGCUGAAGCAAGUGAUCAAUGAAUGGCACAACAAAAGCUUCACGUUCGGCAGCUUUAAAACCCGUGGAGAACUCCUCCUGCGAGGAGACAGUACCUCUGAAAUCAUCACCAACAUGGAGGACAGCUUGAUGUUGCUGGGUUCUCUGCUGAGCAACAGGUACAAUAUGCCAUUCAAAGCCCAGAUUCAAAAAUGGGUGCAGUACCUUUCUAACUCAACAGACAUCAUCGAGAACUGGAUGACGGUGCAAAACUUAUGGAUUUACUUAGAAGCCGUCUUUGUGGGAGGAGACAUUGCCAAGCAACUGCCCAAGGAAGCCAAGCGCUUUUCCAACAUAGAUAAAUCUUGGGUGAAGAUCAUGACUCGGGCGCACGAAAUGCCAAAUGUGGUUCAGUGCUGUGUUGGAGAUGAGACCAUGGGACAGCUUUUACCCCACUUGCUGGACCAGCUGGAAAUAUGCCAAAAAUCCCUUACCGGAUACUUGGAGAAGAAGCGACUUUGUUUUCCUCGGUUCUUCUUCGUCUCGGACCCUGCCCUUCUGGAGAUUCUGGGUCAGGCCUCGGACUCACACACCAUACAAGCCCAUUUGCUGAAUGUGUUUGACAACAUUAAAACCGUCAAGUUUCAUGAAAAGAUCUAUGAUCGCAUUCUGUCCAUUUCCUCUCGAGAGGGUGAGACGAUUGAAUUGGGUAAACCUGUGAUGGCAGAGGGCAACGUGGAAGUGUGGCUCAAUUCUCUCUUGGAAGAAUCUCAGUCCUCAUUACAUCUGGUGAUUCGCCAGGCAGCAGCCAGUAUUCAAGAAACAGGUUUCCAACUGAUUGAAUUUCUUUCUUCCUUCCCUGCUCAGGUGGGACUUUUAGGGAUUCAGAUGAUAUGGACCCGGGAUUCGGAAGAAGCCCUUACAAAUGCCAAGUCUGAGAAAAAAAUCAUGCAGAAAACCAAUCAGUCUUUCCUGGACCUUCUGAACACACUGAUCGACAUCACCACGAAGGACCUGAGUUCUGUGGAACGAGUUAAAUAUGAGACUUUGAUCACCAUUCACGUGCACCAGAGGGACAUCUUUGAUGACCUGUGUCAGAUGCAUGUCAAGAGCCCCACGGACUUUGAGUGGCUGAAGCAGUGCAGGUUUUACUUUCAUGAAGACUCUGACAAGAUGAAGAUCCAUGUCACAGAUGUGAAUUUCACCUACCAGAAUGAGUUUCUGGGCUGCACGGAGAGACUUGUCAUAACUCCACUCACAGACAGGUGUUACAUCACAUUGGCUCAAGCUCUGGGGAUGAGCAUGGGGGGAGCCCCCGCUGGACCUGCAGGGACAGGUAAAACAGAAACGACCAAAGAUAUGGGACGAUGUCUUGGGAAAUACGUCGUGGUUUUCAACUGUUCAGACCAGAUGGAUUUCCGAGGACUUGGACGGAUUUUUAAAGGACUGGCACAGUCUGGAUCCUGGGGUUGUUUUGAUGAAUUUAACCGUAUUGAUCUACCAGUUCUCUCCGUUGCGGCCCAGCAAAUUUCCAUUAUUCUGACAUGUAAAAAGGAGCGUAAAAAAUCUUUUAUUUUUACUGAUGGAGAUAAUGUGACGAUGAAUCCUGAGUUUGGACUUUUUCUAACCAUGAAUCCUGGCUAUGCCGGGCGGCAGGAACUCCCUGAAAACUUGAAGAUUAAUUUCCGCUCUGUGGCCAUGAUGGUCCCCGACCGUCAGAUUAUCAUACGGGUGAAGAUGGCUAGUUGCGGAUUUGUUGACAACAUCGUUCUGGCCAGGAAGUUUUUCACACUCUACAAGCUGUGUGAGGAGCAGCUCUCGAAGCAGGUGCACUAUGACUUUGGUCUGCGUAACAUUCUGUCAGUGCUGCGGACACUGGGAGCUGCGAAAAGAGCCAACCCCACUGAUACAGAGUCCACUAUUGUCAUGCGCGUUCUACGAGACAUGAAUCUCUCGAAACUGAUUGAUGAGGAUGAACCCUUAUUUUUGAGUUUGAUUGAAGACCUCUUUCCGAAUAUUCUUCUGGAUAAAGCAGGUUAUCCUGAACUGGAAACAGCAAUUAGUAGACAGGUCGAAGAGGCUGGUUUAAUCAACCAUCUUCCUUGGAAACUGAAAGUCAUCCAGCUGUUUGAAACACAGAGGGUGAGACAUGGAAUAAUGACCCUGGGGCCCAGCGGGGCAGGGAAAACCACCUGCAUCCACACCUUGAUGAAAGCCAUGACAGAUUGUGGGAAACCACACCGGGAAAUGAGAAUGAACCCCAAAGCGAUUACGGCCCCACAGAUGUUUGGUCGGCUUGAUGUGGCCACAAAUGACUGGACCGAUGGAAUAUUUUCUACCCUUUGGAGGAAAACCUUGCGAGCUAAGAAAGGGGAACAUAUCUGGAUAGUUCUUGAUGGUCCGGUAGAUGCCAUCUGGAUUGAAAAUCUGAAUUCUGUUUUGGAUGAUAACAAAACUCUAACCCUUGCCAAUGGUGAUCGGAUCCCCAUGGCUCCAAACUGCAAGAUCAUUUUUGAACCUCAUAACAUUGACAAUGCCUCUCCUGCUACGGUCUCAAGAAAUGGAAUGGUUUUCAUGAGCUCUUCUAUUCUCGACUGGAGUCCUAUUCUUGAGGGUUUUCUUAAAAAACGCUCGUCUCAAGAAGCUGAGGUUCUCCGUCAGCUGUAUACCAAGUCUUUUCCCGACCUGUAUCGCUUCAGUGCUCAGAACUUGGAGUUCAAGAUGGAGAUGCUUGAAGCCUUUGUAAUCAUGCAAAGUAUUAAUAUGCUUCAAGGCCUGAUUCCUCUGAAGGAGCAAGGUGGGGAGAUCACGUCCGAGCACCUGGGGCGGCUGUACAUCUUCUCCCUCAUGUGGAGCAUCGGGGCUGUCCUGGAACUGGACGGCCGGCGCAGAGUGGAGCACUGGCUGCGUUCCCAGGACUCGCUGACCUUGGACCUGCCAACGCUGGGUGGCGUGGAAGACACCAUGUUUGACUAUUAUGUCACAUUGGAUGGUAAAUGGAUGCACUGGAACACGUGUACAGAAGAAUACAUGUAUCCAUCUCACACCACCCCAGAAUACAGCUCCAUCCUGGUGCCAAAUGUCGACAAUGUGAGGACCGACUUUCUCAUUAAAACCAUCGCCAAACAGGGCAAGGCUGUGCUGUUAAUUGGUGAACAAGGAACAGCCAAGACUGUCAUAAUCAAGGGAUUUAUGUCAAAAUACGAUCCCGAAAGUCACAUGAUCAAGAGUCUGAACUUUUCUUCUGCAACCACCCCGUUGAUGUUUCAGAGGACAAUAGAGAGUUAUGUGGAUAAACGCAUGGGUACGACAUAUGGACCUCCUGCAGGAAAGAAGAUGACUAUUUUUAUUGAUGACGUGAAUAUGCCAAUAAUCAAUGAGUGGGGAGACCAGGUUACUAAUGAGAUCGUACGACAGCUGAUGGAACACAAUGGAUUUUAUAACCUUGAGAAGCCUGGGGAGUUUACCAGCAUUGUGGACAUCCAGUUUUUGGCUGCCAUGAUCCAUCCUGGGGGUGGACGCAAUGACAUACCCCAAAGACUCAAAAGGCAGUUCUCUGUAUUUAACUGCACACUGCCUUCUGAUGCUUCCAUGGACAAGAUCUUUGGUGUCAUUGGGGUGGGCUACUACUGCAGCCAGAGGGGUUUCCCAGAAGAAGUGAGUGACUUAGUGGCCAAACUGGUGCCCCUGACACGUCGACUAUGGCAGAUGACCAAGAUGAAAAUGCUCCCAACCCCUGCGAAAUUCCAUUACGUUUUUAACCUUCGAGAUCUUUCUAGGAUCUGGCAGGGAAUGCUGAACACUACUUCCAAAGUUAUCAAGGAAUCUGAUGCGCUGUUAAGGCUGUGGAAGCAUGAAUGUAAACGUGUCAUAGCUGAUCGGUUCACAGUGUCUGAGGAUGUGACCUGGUUUGAUAAGGCUUUAGUAAGUUUGGUGGAAGAGGAGUUCGGUGAAGAGAAAAAGCUUUUUGUUGAUUGUGGAAUUGACGAUUAUUUUGUGGAUUUCUUGAGGGAUGCACCUGAAGCAACAGGUCAAACAUCUGAGGAGGAGGCAGACGUUGAAAUGCCCAAAAUUUAUGAGCCAAUUGAGUCUUUUAAUCACCUGAAAGAGCGUUUGAAUAUGUUCCUGCAGCUCUAUAAUGAGAGCAUCCGAGGCGCUGGCAUGGACAUGGUGUUCUUUGAAGAUGCGAUGGUUCAUUUAGUCAAGAUCUCUCGGAUUAUUCGCACUCCCCGGGGCAAUGCCCUCCUUGUUGGGGUGGGUGGAUCAGGAAAGCAGAGCUUGACAAGGUUGGCUUCAUUCAUUGCUGGCUACUCAUCCUUCCAGAUCACUCUGACACGAUCGUAUAACACAUCAAACCUGAUGGAAGACCUGAAGAUCUUGUACAGAACGGCAGGUCAGAGAGGCAAAGGAAUCACUUUUAUUUUCACGGACAAUGAGAUUAAAGAAGAAUCAUUUCUGGAAUAUAUGAAUAAUGUUUUAUCAUCUGGUGAGGUCUCCAACCUAUUUGCUCGUGAUGAAGUUGAUGAGAUUACUAGUGAUCUUGCAUCUGUCAUGAAAAGAGAAUUCCCUCGACGCCCUCCUACUAACGAGAACCUGUAUGACUACUUCAUGAGUCGGGUCCGACAGAACCUUCAUAUCGUGCUCUGCUUUUCGCCAGUGGGUGAAAAAUUUCGAAAUCGUGCUUUGAAGUUCCCUGCCCUUAUUUCAGGAUGCACUGUAGACUGGUUCAGCCGAUGGCCUAAGGAUGCCUUAGUUGCUGUGUCUGAACACUUCCUCUCAUCCUAUGAUAUUGACUGCAGUUUGGAAACCAAGAAGGAGGUGGUCCAGUGCAUGGGCUCCUUUCAGGAUGGAGUGGCCGAGAAGUGUGUGGAUUAUUUCCAGAGAUUCCGACGUUCUACCCACGUGACACCCAAAUCGUACCUGUCCUUUAUCCAGGGGUAUAAGUUGAUAUAUGGAGAAAAGCGUGCGGAAGUGCAAACCCUGGCCAAUAGAAUGAAUACUGGAUUGGAAAAACUAAAAGAAGCUUCAGAAUCUGUUGCAGCCCUGAGCAAAGAGCUAGAAGUGAAAGAAAAGGAGCUACAAGUAGCCAAUGAAAAAGCCGACACGGUCUUAAAAGAAGUGACAAUGAAAGCACAGGCUGCUGAAAAGGUCAAGGCUGAGGUCCAGAAGGUGAAGGACAAGGCCCAGGCCAUUGUAGACAGCAUCUCUAAAGAUAAGGCCAUUGCUGAAGAAAAACUGGAAGCAGCAAAACCAGCUUUGGAGGAAGCAGAGGCAGCAUUGCAGACCAUCAAGCCCUCCGACAUCGCGACAGUCCGCACGCUGGGCCGCCCCCCGCACCUCAUCAUGAGGAUCAUGGACUGUGUGCUGCUGCUGUUUCAGAGGAGAGUCAACGCAGUGAAGACGGACCCGGAGAGAGGCUGCACAGCUCCUUCCUGGCAGGAGUCGUUAAAACUGAUGACCGCAGGGAACUUUCUGCAGAACCUACAGCAAUUCCCGAAAGACACAAUCAAUGAAGAAGUGAUAGAAUUUUUGAAUCCUUACUUUGAAAUGGCAGACUACAACAUCGAAACAGCUAAACGUGUAUGUGGGAACGUGGCCGGUCUUUGUUCCUGGACCAAAGCCAUGGCUUCCUUCUUUUCUAUCAACAAAGAGGUGUUGCCUCUGAAGGCCAACUUGGUGGUGCAGGAGAAUCGCCAUGUCCUGGCCAUGCAGGACCUGCAGAAGGCCCAGGCCGAGCUGGACGACAAGCAAGCGGAGCUUGACGUGGUGCAGGCCGAAUAUGAACAGGCCAUGAUUGAGAAGCAGACCUUACUUGAAGAUGCAGAACGGUGUAGACAUAAGAUGCAGACAGCCUCCACACUGAUCAGUGGCUUGGCAGGUGAAAAGGAAAGAUGGACAGAGCAAAGCAAAGAGUUUGCUGCACAAACUACAAGACUUGUGGGGGAUGUAUUGUUGGCUACAGCUUUUUUAUCUUACUCUGGUCCAUUUAACCAAGAAUUUCGCAAUCUGUUGUUAAACGACUGGCAGAAGGAGAUGAAAGCCCGGAAAAUUCCAUUUGGAAGCAAUCUAAAUCUCAACGAGAUGUUGAUUGAUGCUCCUACUAUUAGUGAGUGGAACCUCCAAGGGCUGCCAAAUGAUGACCUGUCCAUUCAGAAUGGAAUUAUUGUCACAAAGGCAUCUCGCUAUCCUUUGUUAAUUGAUCCACAGACUCAAGGCAAGAUCUGGAUUAAAAAUAAGGAAAACCGCAAUGAACUCCAGAUCACAUCUCUAAACCACAAGUACUUCAGAAAUCACCUGGAGGACAGUCUUUCUCUUGGAAGGCCCUUGCUUAUUGAAGAUGUUGGGGAGGAACUAGAUCCAGCCCUGGAUAAUGUUUUGGAAAGAAACUUCAUUAAAACUGGGUCUACCUUUAAGGUGAAAGUCGGUGACAAGGAAGCAGAUGUUAUGGAUGGCUUUAGACUCUACAUCACCACCAAGCUGCCCAAUCCAGCCUACACCCCUGAAAUUAGUGCUCGCACCUCCAUCAUCGAUUUCACUGUCACUAUGCGAGGUCUAGAAGAUCAGUUACUGGGGAGGGUCAUUCUCACAGAGAAGCAGGAACUGGAGAAAGAACGAACUCACCUUAUGGAGGAUGUGACUGCCAACAAAAGAAGGAUGAAGGAACUCGAAGAUAAUUUGCUUUACCGUCUGACGAGUACUCAGGGGUCCCUGGUGGAAGACGAGAGUCUCAUUAUUGUGCUGAGUAACACAAAAAGGACAGCUGAGGAGGUGACACAGAAGCUGGAGAUUUCUGCUGAGACAGAAAUUCAAAUUAACUCUGCCCGGGAGGAGUACAGACCUGUUGCAACGAGGGGCAGCAUUCUCUACUUUCUCAUCACGGAAAUGCGCUUGGUUAAUGAGAUGUAUCAGACUUCGCUGCGCCAGUUCCUGGGCUUGUUUGACCUUUCCUUAGCCAGGUCUGUCAAGAGCCCAGUUACCAGCAAGAGGAUCGCUAAUAUCAUCGAGCACAUGACCUAUGAGGUUUAUAAGUAUGCUGCUCGAGGGCUGUAUGAGGAGCACAAAUUCCUGUUCACCUUGUUGCUUACCCUGAAGAUCGACAUCCAGAGGAACCGCGUCAAGCAUGAAGAGUUUCUCACCCUGAUUAAAGGUGGUGCCUCAUUGGACCUUAAAGCUUGCCCUGCUAAACCAUCUAAAUGGAUCCUGGACAUGACCUGGCUGAAUCUGGUGGAACUCAGCAAACUGAGACAGUUUUCAGAUGUUCUUGAUCAGAUUUCAAGAAAUGAGAAAAUGUGGAAAAUUUGGUUUGAUAAGGAAAACCCUGAAGAGGAACCUUUUCCAAAUGCCUAUGAUAAAUCUCUCGAUUGCUUCAGACGCCUUCUUCUUAUUAGGUCCUGGUGUCCUGAUAGAACCAUUGCCCAGGCCCGCAAGUACAUCAUGGACUCCAUGGGAGAAAACUAUGCCGAAGGCAUAAUUCUGGACUUGGAAAAGACAUGGGAGGAAUCCGACCCUCGAACACCACUCAUCUGUCUCCUGUCUAUGGGCUCAGACCCCACGGAUUCCAUCAUUGCCUUGGGGAAGAGAUUGAAAAUAGAAACGCGCUAUGUGUCCAUGGGCCAGGGCCAGGAAGUCCACGCUCGCAAGCUCUUGCAGCAGACCAUGGCCAGCGGAGGAUGGGCGCUUCUGCAGAACUGCCAUCUGGGACUUGAUUUCAUGGAGGAGCUGAUGGCCAUAAUCACAGAGGCUGAGACUGUACACGACGCUUUCCGCCUGUGGAUGACCACCGAGGUUCAUAAGCAGUUCCCCAUUACGCUGCUUCAGAUGUCCAUUAAAUUUGCCAACGAGCCUCCACAGGGCCUCCGGGCAGGACUGAAAAGAACAUACAGCGGUGUGAGCCAGGACCUGCUGGACGUGAGCACUGUGGCCCAGUGGAAGCCCAUGCUGUACGCGGUGGCUUUCCUGCACUCCACGGUCCAGGAGAGGCGCAAGUUUGGUCCACUCGGCUGGAAUAUACCCUAUGAGUUCAAUCAAGCAGACUUUAAUGCCACUGUGCAGUUCAUCCAGAACCACUUGGAUGACAUGGAUAUCAAAAAGGGAGUCUCCUGGACCACUGUCCGCUACAUGAUAGGAGAAAUUCAAUAUGGAGGGAGAGUCACUGACGACUACGAUAAGAGAUUGUUGAACACUUUUGCUAAGGUUUGGUUCAGUGAAAAUAUGUUUGGAGCUGAUUUCAGCUUUUAUGAAGGAUACAACAUUCCAAAAUGCAGCACUGUGGAGAACUAUCUUCAGUAUAUCCAGAGUUUACCAGCCUAUGACAGCCCCGAGGUGUUCGGGUUGCACCCCAACGCUGACAUCACCUACCAAAGUAAGCUGGCCAAGGACGUGCUGGACACCAUUCUUGGCAUCCAACCCAAGGACAGCUCUAGUGGAGGUGACGAGACCCGGGAGGCUGUGGUGGCCAGGUUGGCUGAUGAUAUGCUGGAGAAGCUGCCCCAAGACUAUAGCCCAUUUGAAGUGAAGGAGAGGCUGCAGAAGAUGGGGGCAUUCCAGCCAAUGAACAUUUUCCUCAGGCAGGAGAUAGACAGAAUGCAGAGGGUCCUCAGCCUUGUCCGGAGCACCCUGACCGAGCUGAAACUCGCUAUCGAUGGCACCAUCAUCAUGAGUGAAAAUCUCCGAGACGCUUUGGAUUGCAUGUUUGAUGCUAGAAUUCCUGCUCUGUGGAAAAAAGCUUCUUGGGUGUCAAGUACACUGGGUUUCUGGUUUACUGAACUUAUAGAAAGAAACUGCCAGUUUGCCUCUUGGGUUUUCAAUGGCCGACCCCACUGUUUUUGGAUGACUGGCUUCUUUAACCCCCAAGGAUUUUUAACUGCAAUGCGCCAGGAAAUAACUCGUGCCAACAAAGGCUGGGCGCUGGACAAUAUGGUGCUUUGCAAUGAGGUCACCAAGUGGAUGAAGGACGACAUUUCUGCCCCUCCGGCCGAGGGUGUCUAUGUCUAUGGCUUAUAUCUUGAAGGUGCUGGCUGGGACAAGAGAAACAUGAAACUCAUUGAAUCAAAACCUAAAGUGCUGUUUGAGUUGAUGCCUGUCAUAAGGAUUUUUGCAGAAAACAAUAGUCUCAGAGAUCCUCGGUUUUACUCCUGCCCCAUCUACAAGAAGCCAGUUCGAACAGACUUAAACUACAUUGCCGCCGCAGAGCUCCGGACGGCCCAGCCCCCUGAACACUGGGUGCUCCGUGGGGUCGCCCUCCUCUGUGACGUGAAGUAA